AUGGCGUUCAAGGAUGUACGAGACCUUGCGGAGCAAUUGAAACUUCUUGGAUAUCCAAAUAACAUACCGAUCUCCGUACUCAACACGCCUUACGGCGGUCCGGAGAGCUUCAAAGCGUACUCGGACAUUUUGCAAUGGCUCAUCAAUCGGUUGGAACCGAAUAUGGUGCUCAACGGUGGAACCCGCACCGAACAGGAGCGGAUUCAGUUCGUCCGGUCGGCAACCGAGUUUUUGGUUACCAAGUCAAGCAUCAAAAUCAAUCCACGCAAAUUAUAUGCCAGUUCGGUUGCGGCCGCAAAAGAGCUGCUCAAGGUAACGACCUUACUAAUCUCUUCGCCGAAAGUAACCGGUCACGAAGAAGAAUUGAUCAAAUCGCAUGUCGAAAUCGAUCUGUCUGAUAAAAUCGACGACCUGAAGAAGGUGCGUGGCCUAUCGUCCGAGCUUACCAACCGUGGUGCUGCCCUGUACGAUUUACUAAAGAAGGAAUUGAUCAACCGGGAGGUACGUAAUGUACAGUCCACCCGUUCACUGGAGCUCGUGACCACGGAAAAGAUAAUCAAAAAUGCAAUCGCGUCUCUACAAUCGAAGUUAACCAACUCAAAGGCAAUGCUGGAAAGUUUAAAGGCAGACAACACUAACCUUGCGGCGAAAAUUUCGCGCAAAGCGUCCGAGCUGGAACGUUCCCGACAACGUCUUCAAGCAUUGCAGAAAGUACGUCCGGCUUAUUUGGAGGAGUUUGAAAAGUUGGAACUUGAGCUGAAGGGUCUCUACGAGCAGUACAUCGUACGCAUAAGAUGUGUGGAUGCGCUCAGAUCGCAGUUGAUCAGCAAAAACCGAACGCCAACUCCGACGUCACCAGUUGCUAGAAUCACCGACAGCAGCAUGACAAUACUACCGGAAGGGUUGAUAGAGUCUGAGGACGAAAACGAAGAGGAUGAUGAUUUCGACGAGCGUGAUGAUGUGAAGCUGAAGACAGAUCGACGUAUCUUGCGAAGCGAGCUGCUAAACCGAGAUCGGGGUUCCACCAGAUUCAGAUCCCGGAUCGAUGGAGCUUCACCGAGUGGUAAAGAUCGGUCGAAAAUGAUAGGAAGCAUUGAGGAUGAGCUCGGCCCGUUGGAUAGUUCGAUGAGCUCGGAAGAAUCGGAGAGUGAGCUCGAAAUGGGAGGCAAUCGAUUAAUCGAUGGAAGUUUGCGAACGGAUGACGAUGAAGAUGAGAGUCUCGCUAAAAUGCCGAGAGAAAGUUCCACGAUCAACCGAGGAGCAAAAGUAGAUCUAAGCGAUGAGGAUUUCUAA
Messenger RNA from Anopheles marshallii, 1293 nucleotides. RefSeq names its product clusterin-associated protein 1 (gene Cluap1). Gene Ontology annotation, cellular component: cilium; centrosome; intraciliary transport particle B. Lineage: Eukaryota; Metazoa; Arthropoda; Insecta; Diptera; Culicidae. The coding region runs from base 1 to 1293 and encodes 430 amino acids. The record is from RefSeq and is a predicted model, not a curated record. The transcript is spliced from 3 exons. Gene Ontology annotation, biological process: cilium assembly.